Saprolegnia diclina VS20 is the source of this 327-nucleotide messenger RNA. RefSeq lists its product as hypothetical. The record is from RefSeq and is a predicted model, not a curated record. The transcript has a single exon. Bases 19 to 327 code for a protein of 102 amino acids. NCBI's taxonomy places the organism in Eukaryota, Oomycota, Saprolegniomycetes, Saprolegniales, Saprolegniaceae.
CUUGGUGCAGAAAGUCUGAUGAGCCUCAUGAUGUCGGAUGCAUUAGGACACCCAACGUCGCCACGAGUCGUGUUCAGCCCGCGGAAGGCGCUUGCGCGGCUGCAGGUGCAACCCGCACCGUCGUCUGCGCUCGGAGCACUCGCCGAGUCGGAGAAGGACGCGGUCAUUCUCUACUUGCUCCAGAAGGUCCGCGAUCAGCAGGCGAUGCAAGACGCCACCAUCAAGUUUGGCGAGCAGGUCGCGGCCCAACUCGUGCUCGAGCAGGUGUCCGCGAUAUUACUUUUUGAUUUCUCUUUACCAUCGUCGCGAAUAGCAUCGAGCGGCUGA